ACGACAAAGUUGUUGUCUAAUAUAAUGGGAUUUUCUGUUGUACAAAUAUAGUGUGAAAACCUUGUUUAUUUUGGCAUUCGGGGAUAUUUGGAAGAAAACAUCGAUUAAUCGGCUGUAUGAAAGUGUCUGUGGAGUGGAUUUGAGUGGAAGGGUCUCCGUGGAAGCAGACGGCUACACGAGUAGUUUGGAGUUUCAGACGACGACGGAAACUCGCAUGGAGUAGGACUCGCUACCUAGCCAUGGCAGAGCUCCCUUUCUGUGGAUCCUGACAAAUAAUGAACUGUGGAAGUCUCAUCAUUCCUGUGUUUGUGUCUAGCUAGACUUGACAAUAGUUACAACAAACGCGAACCACUGACCGUCGCAUCCGGAGGCUCGGGAUGGUGUAGCCCUACAUGUUAUGCAUAACGUCUUUCAGUCGACACGUGUGAAGGGACUGCACCAAAGUACUCAGAGUGACCCAUCUUGCUACCCUGCAAUUACGACCAAGUGACAACACAUGUGCUGGGACCUUGCUGUGUAGACCACUCCGAUAAUUGGACGGAGGCCGCUCUUAUCGUGUCAUAAUUUGUUAAGCAAUUCGGGUGGGCUCGGAUUGUGCUUGUGUCUCGAGUCGAGGGGAGCUACAAGUGGAGUGUAGGAGGUAUCGUGCAUCGUGCCAGGCACCCUGACUUCUACUGGAGGUGUAGGGGCCUCUUAUGGCCGUUAACGUAUUCAAAAGCCGUUGUUAUAUCCAACUAGACGCUAACCGCUAACCUACGGCACUGGAAGAGUAACUGUGAAAGUGUACAGUGAUACCACACCAUGGAGAUGGAACCCCAAGCUUGGUUGAGUGUGUUUGUCUGCCUGGCUUCGUUAGCCUCGGCGUCGGAAUACGACUACAACUACUACAGAGAUGAAUACAACAACGAUGGCUACAUCAUUCACGGGGACUACCCGCGAGACUGGACACCAAAGUGGAUCGGGGUCACCCCAAAGUGCAUUGAUAUUCCCACAAAUCUAACCCUUUGCCAAGACAUAGGCUACAAACGUAUGAGAUUGCCAAACCUCUUGGACCACGAUACCCUCAACGAAGUGACCCAACAAUCUAGGUCCUGGGUACCUCUUCUUGGUAUUCAUUGCCACCCGGAUGUUAAGCUGUUCCUGUGUUCGCUGUUUUCCCCCGUGUGCCUGGAAAGAACAAUUUGGCCCUGUAGGUCAUUGUGUGAAAGUGUCAAAAACGCAUGCCUGGUAAGAAUGAAGUACUAUAAGUUCGACUGGCCGGAAAUGCUACGAUGCGACAAGUUUCCUGUUGAUAAUGACCUCUGCAUCAAGCAACAAAACUACAACAAACCCUGCAUUGGUACUCAAUGUAAAAACGAUGGGAGUUCUUCAGGUGGUUUCAUAGCUGAUAAUAACUGUACGGCCUGCAAACACCCAAUGACAUUCGAAGCCAUCGUCGACAACAACUGUCGGUCCCAAUUUGUUAUUCGGACAGGUGUCGCCGAACUUCAGAAGAGGGAUGCCGACGCAAUCGUGGUUCUGAAGAAAAAGAAAAAGUUUUACAAGAAAGAAGAACCCCUAUCAAAGAAGGAUAAGAAGAAUAUGGCCUUCGUGAUCGAAGGGGGAGCAAGCUGUCAGUGCGACCUUCUCAAUGACACCAGAAGCAAAUUUCUGAUAAUGGGAAACAGGAAGGAUAAUAAAUUUGUCAUGUCAUUCGUCGUCCCAUGGGAGAAGAAAAAUAAGGAUUUCAAGAAGGCGCUUAAGAAGAUAAAGAAGGGGCACGAGUGUAAGGACCUUUUCAACAGCGAGGUCAUCGGCUUGACAACAAUGCCCUCAACUGAUCAUGCCCAGGGUGGCAGACAGAAAUCGAAAGGCAAAAAGAAGGGAGGUAAGCGUAAGAAGGGAAAGAAAGGAAGGAAGGGAAAGAGAAAAGGAAAGAAGGACAAGAAAAAGGGGAAAAAAUCAAAAGGUAAGAAGCGGAGACCAAAGAAGGAUCGCAAGAGGAAAUCGGGCUCAGCAACCACACCAUCCCCCUAGGAGCCAGAUUGAGGACAUAUGGCAGGGACUUUCAUUUCAAAUACUCCAUGAGAUGUACCAUAUUUACAUUCUCGCAUCCUGCGAAGGGCAUCUGACAAUGCAUGCUGUUUUCAGCAGACUGUGUUUCCAGGACAACUCUUACUGACAAAAGGUUCGUCGUCAUCUGCCGGUCUCCAUAGUUAGGCGUAUGUAUUGGUAGAUACAAUCGGGCGUCUGUUUCCACUUGGACUUCGUCUCGUGCUAAACUCAUUGGAUACAAUCCUUGUUGUAUUACUUUCAAUAGAGCUAGACACAUUUGUACGCAUGCGCCAAGCGCAAUAGUCAUGAAGUUUGGGUCUCGGUUUCUCGCUAAUUUGGGGCAGAUUUCGGAUAAGACAGAAUUGUCCACCUCCGCGUGUUAAACGCAGUUGUCCGGCUGACAGCAUCAGCAGAACUAUUUAAAACUACGAUUAUCAAAAUACCGAAGACAUUGGAUGAUAUGUAACGUAUGUUAAUUCUACAUAUACGUAUUCUAAUCCACCAAUCGGAGACUCCCACGUGUUUUGUGUAUUUCUGUAGACUAUUUGGUUGGUGUCACCCUGCAUACAAACAUACCGCGUUAUAAGACGGGUGCCAUUAUCAAGCGUGUAUUUACCUAUUUCCUCGUAUCCUAUGUUUAUAAAUAUAUUCGUUCACGACAUUGAUCAAGUAAACCAAAGAUGCUAUGUUGUGCUUGUAGGAUAGGGAGCUGUUGAAUGCCCCGAUCUGGUAUUGGCUCUAUCUAGUGUUCCUCGUUAUUGAGAACGUAUACCAAGACGUUGUACAUAUGUUGCAGUAAAGGCUGGUUGCAUGCAUGUAUUGUACAAAGCUGAUGUAGUCCAUGUUUAUCACAGGAACGUGUACUGUGGAUUCAGAACGGUCAUUAUAUAUGAUGUUCUUUCCCCAUGGUGACCAUUUUAUAAAACCGGAUGUACAUAACAAAUAUCGAUGACAGUGCUAGCAAGGGGUACUCUGGCUGUGUAAACCAGACCCAAAGAUGCACAAUUCUUGGAAAUUCAUCGGAAUAGACGUUUUCCUGAUGAACAGUUGUGUGCAAAUGUUAUUGUAAUGACGUGGUGAAAUUGGAUUCUGAUAGCGAGACCUGUCUGGACAUGCUCACGUGUGAUCCAGCGAGUUAGUUUCAGUAUGUACUUGUUAUGUGUUAUGCUACUCUAAAUUUGUUGAUAUCGCUUUUGUAAAAAACUGGACUCUUUGACUGUCUGUCCUUAGCUAUUUUAUUGUCACAUCAAAUGAUCUUUUGGAAUCCAUUAACCCAUGUGAAAUAACUGGUCAAAGAUUAACAUAUAAAACUCUCAACCCUUA
Haliotis rubra (blacklip abalone) is the source of this 3357-nucleotide messenger RNA. Its product is annotated as secreted frizzled-related protein 1-like. The record is from RefSeq and is a predicted model, not a curated record. The transcript is spliced from 5 exons. Gene Ontology annotation, biological process: canonical Wnt signaling pathway; negative regulation of canonical Wnt signaling pathway; non-canonical Wnt signaling pathway. The coding region runs from base 802 to 2016 and encodes 404 amino acids. NCBI's taxonomy places the organism in Eukaryota, Metazoa, Mollusca, Gastropoda, Lepetellida, Haliotidae. Gene Ontology annotation, molecular function: Wnt-protein binding.